Messenger RNA from Saxophila tyrrhenica, 3228 nucleotides. RefSeq lists its product as uncharacterized. Gene Ontology annotation, cellular component: membrane. Lineage: Eukaryota; Fungi; Ascomycota; Dothideomycetes; Mycosphaerellales; Extremaceae. The record is from RefSeq and is a predicted model, not a curated record. The transcript is spliced from 2 exons. The coding region runs from base 1 to 3228 and encodes 1075 amino acids.
AUGUCGCGUCGCUUCUCCCGGCGGCGAACAAACUCCUCGGUAGCGGCACCGCAUAACUCAAACGGCGAUGAGGUAUUUACGGACGCCUCGAGCCAGCAUGGCGGCUCGAGCAUAGCAUCGAAUGCUCGACAGGCGUCGAGGGUUGGGAGGGCCGCUUCGUCAUCUGCGGGACUUUCGUCGUCUUUUAGUCUGCCGAGUCGGUCGUAUAUUCAUCAGGUUGGGCAUGGGAUACAAGAGCCCGCUCAAUACUCAUCUACCGGAGUGCGGGAACAGACAGCUGUACUCUCUUCGUCUUUCUUGAGCGAGUCGGAACUGUCUAAUCAGUUCAGUCCGGAUAGCAAGGGGGCAGUAUCUAGCAGUGGAAACUCUCGCAAACCGGAUCCCAUCCCGGAGCGAUCAGAGCCAGUGUCUCCCUCGGGAUCAGGCGGCGAUGCUCCAACAUCUUCAGAGCUGACUGCAGCUUUCCGGAACCAACCUUCAGCAGAAAGCGAGCAGGACACGAUGACCGGGCCCGAAGGGCUACGAGCUCAGCAAUCGCCGUCUCCACGGAUACCAGAGGUUGUGAUCAGUGACGAGAACGGCUGUCUGGAGGAUGAGACCACACCGCUGUUGCCACGAGAGCGCCUAUCUUCUUACCGCAAGCCUCAGCACGACAACGAACCUGACCUCGAGGAGCAAAGCCAGCACAAAGUCGGUACCUGGAAUCGAGUUGGGCAUCAGUAUCCUUCUAUCCGAGUGGCGAGAACGAGACUCGGCAGCGUGGUUUCCAACCCAAAGCAAUGGGACUUCCGCUCCAUCGGUCGAAAGGUCGUGUACGAACCGGUGUGUAUGAUACCGGCGGUCUUUCUUGGGUUGCUCCUAAACUUGCUUGAUGCUCUCUCCUACGGUAUCAUCCUGUUUCCACUCGGCGAGGAGGUCUUCAAGGACAUGGGACCGGACGGCGUCUCUAUGUUCUACGUCAGCUGCAUUGUGUCGCAGCUGGUCUACUCCACCGGGUCAAUCUUUCAGGGUGGUGUGGGCUCUGAGAUGAUCGAAGUGGUGCCCUUCUUCCACAAAAUGACCUACAUGAUCAUGAGCCAAAUGGGUACCGGGAACCCGGAUGCUCUACGAGCGACUGUCAUCACUUCCUACGCAAUGAGCUCGAUCAUCACCGGCAUCGUCUUCUUCGGCCUGGGAGCGGCGAAGCUGGGCACACUCGUCAAUUUCUUCCCUCACUCGAUCCUCACAGGCUGCAUCGGCGGGGUGGGAAUCUUCCUCUUCAUCACUGGCAUCGAGGUGUCAGCUCGACUGGAUGGCAAUCUGGAGUUCACCGCCGAAGUGUUCCGGAAACUGUUCAGCGCUGACACCGUCGCCUUGUGGAUCCCACCUUUGGUUCUUGCUAUCUUACUUCUCAUCAUCAAGCACUUCUACGACCGACCUUGGCUGGUGCCAGCCUACUAUAUUGGCAUCACCGCCAUCUUCUACAUAGUCACGACUGCGGUGCCUUCCAUUAGUAUGGAUAAUCUCCGCAGCGCGGGCUGGGUCUUCGAGGCACCAGCGGCUGGUGUGCCUUUCUACAACUUCUACAGCUAUUACAAGUUUUCUCUAGUCGAUUGGAAGGCGAUCUGGAUGACGAUUCCUUCGCAGCUGGCGCUGACGUUCUUCGGCAUCCUGCACGUCCCCAUCAACGUGCCCAACCUCGCCAUGGUGGUGCAAGAAGACAACGUCAGCAUCAACCGCGAACUCAUCAUGCACGGCAUCUCGAACACCCUCUCUGGCUGUGUGGGCAGUAUCCAGAACUACCUCGUCUUCGUCAACUCCGUGUUGUUCAUGAAUACGGGUGCGAACAGCAGACUAGCAGGCUACAUGCUGGCGGCUGCCACGUUUGGCCUUUGGGUCGCUGGUCCAAUCGUCAUUGGAUACGUGCCUGUCAUGGUUGUUGGAACUCUGAUCUACAUGCUGGGCAUCGAUCUGGCGCAGGAAGCGCUGGUGGCGACGUACGGCCGGCUGCAUCGGCUCGAAUACCUCACCAUUGUCACUAUUGCCGUCAUCAUGGGCGUGUACGACUUUGUGGUGGGCAUCGCUAUUGGCAUCGGACUAGCGUGCCUCGUCUACGUGGUCCAGACAUCUCGCAAGACCGUCAUUAGGGCAGAAUUCUCGGGCACAGUGGCCGAGUCGACGGUACGGCGGCAUCCUCGACAGCGCAACUACCUGCGGAAGGUGGGGAGACAGAUACGGAUCGUGAAGCUCGGAUCGUACCUCUUCUUCGGCUCUAUCGUCAAGGUGGAGAAGAGAGUGAGGGCUAUGGUGGAUGCAGAAACCUUUUCGGCCAACCCUAUCCGGUACCUUAUUCUGGACUUUACGCAUGUCACCGGCAUCGACUUCUCAGCAGCUGAAGCAUUUGGAAGAAUGAAUCGUAUCCUUCACAGAAGGCAAGUCAAGAUGACCAUGGCCGGUGUCAACCUCGAGAGCGAAGUAGGCAGGAGCUUGGCCAUGGUUGGACUGUUCGUCGAAGAUGAGGAUGAGACAGCCGCCCCCGCCCCAAAACUCUACGAAGACCUCAACGGCGCCCUCGAAGCCUGCGAAAACGACCUCCUCAUGGUCCUCACCGGCAAAGAGAAACUCGGCGUCACCACCGGCGACGCCUCACCCCCCAUCCCCAUCUCCAACGACACACCACAAGACACCCUCUCCCGCUUCAACAGCCUCGUCGGCUCCCCCCGCGGCCGCCUCCUCGACCAAGCCGCCAACUCCGCCAUCACCGAGACCGCACCCGAAACUGCCCCGAAGUGGAAGAACCUCAAACAGCCCCUCCCCCUCCUGCUGCAAGCUUUCGGCGACUUGACCGCGGAAAACGAAUCCUUCUGGUUCCGCGCGGUGCCGUAUUUCACUAAACGGCACUUCACCAAAGGCCAACUCCUCUACGCGCGGGGUGACAGACCAGACGGCUUCUACCUGCUCCAAUCGGGCAUAUUACGCGCGGAAUACUAUCUCGAGCAAGGCAACUACCACGAGUCCAUCGUCGCGGGGACGACUUGCGGGGAGCUGCCUUUCUUCAGCGAGACGGAGCGGACGAGUAGUGUGGUGGCCGAGCAGGAGAGCGUGGCGUGGUUGCUGACGCCGGAGGGGUGGGGGGAGUUGCAGCGGAAGGAAGGGGAGGUGGCGAGGGAGUUGUUGAAGGUGGGGAUGAAGUUGGCGGCGGAGAGGAUGGAGGCGGUUACUUGUUAUGUUUUGAUUACUGCGAGUUGA